UCCGUGUUUCCGUGUCAAUCAGCAAACGAUGCCAACGCUUGCGUGACGCAAUGGGGCCCGUGCAAUCGCAGCUCUGCGUCUGCUGGGGUCCGCGCAACUGCAGUGGGCCGCGGCUUGUUGCUGCCCUGGAUACCAAGAAGAAAGGAGUUCCGGGAAGUGGCGUGCCGGCGCAGCCCCACUUGGUGCUCCAUUUCGAUGUGAACAAGACCAUUGUCAUGGUAGACACCAUCCAGGGGAUCCCAUCCGCAGACGUCCUCAACGGUAUCCUGGCGGAGUGCGCCUGGGGACGGGUGAAGCCGCCCAACGGGUCCCCCGAGCAUGGCUGGCAGCUCGUGUGCGACAAACCUCUCUCCGUGAGGCCUCCAGAGACCCCCGAGCUGGUCAGCUACCUGGAAUACCUGGAGCAGAUUUUGCCUGGGAAGGCCAAGGACAUGAAGAAGAAGAGGGAGCAGAUGUGGAAGAAGUUCACCGAGCCGGGGCAGCCGGGGGAGGAGCUGCGGCCCUUCUACCAACAGCUGGAGUCCUCGUUGGCGGGGCACCGCAUGGUGGGCACCAACAUGGUGAUCGCUGCCUUCUUUGAGCUUUUGGUGGAGCUGCUCAACAAGGGCCGGUCCUUCUCCAUCGUUUUCCGGACCUUUGGGUCCGACCUCCCCGCGGUGCAGGCGGAAUUUAAUGCCUUUUGUGCGGGACAACACCCAAAGUAUCCAGACCUUCGCUUGGAUGGUUCUGCCGAAGGCAAGCCAGAUCUGCGCUUGAAGGCUGAAAACACAGGUUCCUGGUAUCGAAGCAGCGAGGACAUGAGCGUGGUGUGGGGAACGGUGACGCUUGAAGAGGACUUAGCUGCUGCAGGAGGAGUCUUGGAUGAGUUCCUGAGCCACCCAGACAACUCUGGUUUGACUUCGAGCCGCGGCCUAGAGGCAGUUGUAGAGGAGCUGCGGCUACGAACCAGCCAGCCUUCAGUCUUAGCCCUGCGUGACUACUUCCCCUACUGGCAGCGAGGCGGGCAGCAUGGGCCCUAUGGCAAGCCGCUCCUGGUGGACACGUGUGACCAUCGAUACCACCCUGUGUUUUUCGAUGACAAUAUCACCCUGGACACCGAGGAUACAAAGAUUGUCGAUGCCCGUGACAAGACCGGCCGAGCACUCUGGCCGGUCUACGCGCAGCGCUACUUUAUCUGCCGGGCCGAACCCUUGCUGGCGCUCUUGGAUGACCGCUACUUCAUCAGAAAGGUGGAAGAGAAGGAGCGCUGCUUCUUUCGGAAACGAAGGGCCAGAAUGCGUUUGAGGGCUGCCACCCUCGCGGUGUCCAGGAUCAUUCGGGAUGACAAUGUGAACAUCCCGAACGAAUCGCAAGUUGAGUAUGAUGCCUGGAAACAGUCACGCAUUAGCUUAUCAAGAACGCACUUUUCAUCGUCCACUGCCCAAGACGAUGAGAAAGAACAUGAAAUUGUCCGAAAGCCAUAACAAGCUGCUGAUUGCUUACGACAUCCAAC
This is a messenger RNA of Effrenium voratum, 1492 nucleotides long. The record is from the annotation of a GenBank genome assembly. Lineage: Eukaryota; Dinophyceae; Suessiales; Symbiodiniaceae.